UUCAGUCAGACCUGCUGAAACGCUGCUCUACUGCGGUCUGCCACAUUUCACAACUAUGAAAAAUCUACAUUUCAAGGAUUUCUUCUGGAACUCUGACCUGAUCUGCACUGGUGGCUAUGACACCAUCAUCCAGUAUCUCAAUGAUGGCAAGAGGACAUGCAAGGAGGUGGAGGAUUUCAUGAAAGCCAGGGCUUCAAUUGAAGAGAAAUAUGCUAAAGAUCUCCUUGGUUUGUCCAAGAAGGUGUGUGGACACAAUGAGAUGAACACAUUAAAAAGAUCCCUGGACGUGUUCAAAUUACAGAUGGAACAUGUGAGUCUAUCACAUUUACAACUGGCGCAGAGCAUGAGGGAAGAGGCCAAGAAACUGGAGGAAUUCAGAGAAAAACAAAAGGAAGUCAGGAAAAAGCUAGAACAACAGAUGGAUGCCCUCCACAAACAGAGGUCCACACACUUCAAGAAGACAAUGGAUUCAAAGAAGACGUAUGAACAGAAAUGCCGAGAUAAAGAAGAGGCGGAUCAGAACGUGAACCGAAACACCAACACCAACAACACCAAGCACAUUGAGAAGCUCUACUCAAAAGCACAGCAAGCAAAACAGAAUGCCGAAGAAGCAGACAAGUUGUACUAUCAGAAUGUGACUGCACUGGGAAAAGUUAGAGAUGAAUGGCUGAGGGAACAUGUCAAUGCCUGUGAGAUGUUUGAAAAACAGUCAGUGGAGCGUAUCAACUUUCUGAGAAACACAGUCUGGACUCACCUAAACCAACUUUCCCAGCAGUGUGUGACCAGUGAUGAGCUGUACGAGGAAGUGAGAAAAUCACUGGAACAGUGUCACACCCAGGAAGAUAUCGAACACUUUGUAAACCUCAGGCGGACCGGUGAUAAACCACCAGCUCCGGUUUUGUAUGAAAACUUCUACAACGGUCAGAGGUCUCCAACUGCUCCACCCUCUCGCCUGCCUCCACCAAUCAUCAGGAGGGGGGCAUUACCUGAUCCAACACACAACAGUCAGGAUGGCAUAGUCUACUCCACAGUGCAGGACGCAGGCUACAGCGUUAUCCACUACUAACACGCACAUGCUGGAGCAGUUACUGGACGUCAUGUGGAGUGUUGGAGCUUUGUGAUGGACAUGAAGUUUACUUACGUCUCAUUACUUCCUCCUUUGUGUUUUUCUGUAAAAACAUGGUCAUACCAUGUGGAAAAUGAAUGUCAUAAUUGUGUGCAUGCAUAGUUUAGAUAAGGUAUUUUGAGUGGUAUUUUGAGCAUAUGUCACUGUGUUAUAUACAGUGCAGUAACCAUCAUUAUUUUAUCUUAAGGUUCCUGUGUGUACUUUUAUAAUCAGAAGCUGAUAAGGUUAUAAAGAAACACAAGAAGCAGUGACAUCUAACUCAUUUCUGUAUAAACUUAACAGGAUAUAGAGCUUUCUGCAGAGCAGCAACUUAAUUUAUCUUCAGUUUAUUUUUGUAGUUUUGAGAUUUUAAAUAUGCACAUACUAAGGUAAUAUGUCAUCUGCUCACUGAUUCUCAUUUCCUCUUAUGUGUGAGAACGCAGUGUCAGCUGACAGCGGUCUCAUGAGCUGAACCUGAAGGCUCAUACAGACCUCUUACUUACUGUCUCUACAGUAUAUGGAUUAUUACAGACCCUGUUUUUCAUCAGUUUUCCAGUUAAAAUCCGGUACUUUGUCACUUAACCUGCAUCCUAACAUGUUGAACAAUAGAAUCAUUUCCAAUGUAAGAAAGUUAGAAGUUCAAUGCUCUGCAUUGACAUUCAAGUGACUGAAGUGUACAUAUGAUGAAGAUGCGCAAUAUUUUCUGGAUUCUGGAGGAGGAUUGUUUUUGCACUUUGAUGUAGCUUAAUUUAUGUUAAUAACACUUCAUUAGUGUUAUUGUUGUUGUACCGUUUGAAACUGCAGGAGUAAAGAGGGAUCAUCAUUUCA
Seriola dumerili (greater amberjack) is the source of this 1933-nucleotide messenger RNA. It is a transcript of the gene pstpip2, whose product is annotated as proline-serine-threonine phosphatase interacting protein 2. Gene Ontology annotation, molecular function: actin filament binding. The transcript is spliced from 14 exons. Gene Ontology annotation, cellular component: plasma membrane; cytoplasm; actin filament. The record is from RefSeq and is a predicted model, not a curated record. Bases 56 to 1066 code for a protein of 336 amino acids. Lineage: Eukaryota; Metazoa; Chordata; Actinopteri; Carangiformes; Carangidae. Gene Ontology annotation, biological process: actin filament polymerization.